Molecule: messenger RNA, 1894 nt
Organism: Panicum hallii
Lineage: Eukaryota; Viridiplantae; Streptophyta; Magnoliopsida; Poales; Poaceae
Product: sulfite exporter TauE/SafE family protein 3-like
Exons: 12
Coding region: 151-1551 (466 amino acids)
Biological process (GO): protein ubiquitination
Cellular component (GO): membrane; Cul4A-RING E3 ubiquitin ligase complex
Source: RefSeq, a predicted model, not a curated record
UCUCGGGAGCCCUCCUUUGCUUUCCUGCGUCGCCCUUCCUGGCUACGCCUUCUCUCUUGUUCAUUCUCCUGGGUUGUUGGUUCGUUCGUGGCAAGGCAUUGCAUUGCUAGCUAGUUUCCAUCUCCGAUUCUCGGUGCGGCCGGCAGGGAGAUGGGGAUCAGACGGCAGCAAUGGCACGCCGUCGCCGCGCUCGCCGUCGCGUGGUGCUGCGCGGCGGCCGCCGCCGCCGUGGCAGCGGCCGACGGCCGGAACGCCUCGCUGGCCGGAGCGGCGGCGCCGGAGGAGACGGGCGUGGCGCGCCAGCAGCACGGUGAUGGCAAGGCGUACCACCACGUUUGGCCGCCCAUGGAACUUGGAUGGCGAAUUGUGCUGGGCUCGCUGAUCGGCUUCUUCGGCGCGGCGUGCGGGAGCGUCGGCGGCGUCGGCGGCGGCGGAAUCUUCGUGCCCAUGCUGGCACUCAUCAUCGGCUUCGAUCCCAAGUCGUCCACUGCGAUAUCCAAGUGCAUGAUUAUGGGAGGAUCCGUUUCGACUGUCUACUACAACCUCAAGCUGAAGCACCCGACUUUGGACAUGCCGCUCAUCGACUACGACCUCGCCCUGCUCAUGCAGCCCAUGCUCAUGCUUGGGGUCAGCAUUGGUGUCAUUUUCAAUGUUAUUUUCCCCAACUGGCUCAUCACGGCGCUCCUCAUAAUACUUUUCCUAGGCACAUCAACUAAGGCCUAUCUGAAGGGCAUUGAGACGUGGAAGAAAGAGACCAUAAAGAAAAGGGAGGUUGCAAAAAAACAGGAGCAAAUAUGUCAGGAACCAGAGCACACGACAACAAUCGUCCCUACGGAGCAAGCAGCUGAGGCAAAAGCCCCAUCAGAUAAAGCAACAUCAGUUCUGAAGAACGUCUACUGGAAGGAGUUCGGUCUUCUUGCAUUCGUGUGGGUGGCAUUCCUUGGGCUCCAAAUCACAAAGAACUACGUCGCUUCUUGCUCGGUAUGGUAUUGGGUCUUGAAUUCUCUCCAGAUCCCGGUGGCCAUAGGAGUGACCCUGUACGAGGCGCACGGGCUGAUGGCCGGGAAAAGGGUGCUCUCCUCAAAGGGAAGCCAGCAGCAGAGCGCGCUACGCGUUCGCCAGCUCCUGGUGUACUGCCUGUUCGGCAUCCUGGCGGGGCUCAUCGGCGGCCUGCUAGGCAUGGGGGGCGGCUUCAUCAUGGGGCCGCUCUUCCUGGAGCUCGGCAUUCCUCCACAGGUUUCAAGUGCUACAGCCACGUUCACGAUGAUGUUCUCGUCGUCGAUGUCGGUCGUCGAGUACUACCUCCUGCACCGGUUCCCGGUGCCCUAUGCUGCCUACUUCACCGCGGUGGCGUUCGUGGCGGCCAUCGUCGGGCAGCACUGCGUGAGGAAGCUGAUCGCGUGGCUGGGGCGGGCGUCGCUCAUCAUCUUCAUCCUGGCCUCCAUGAUCUUCGUCAGCGCGCUCACUCUCGGUGGGGUCGGCAUCUCGAACAUAGCGCACAGGAUGCAGCGGCAUCAGUACAUGGGGUUCGAAAGCCUUUGCAGGGUGUAGGGAGCAAAUGCGAGCAGAGCAGGGAUGCAUGGAGUACAGGAGAAGCAGCGGCGACGGAUGCCUAUAAUUCACGAAAAGCUUGGCACGCGCAUGUGGCUGCUAGGUGACACACGUACGAGUCAAUCAACACACGUAUACCAGUAGCAUCACAUGACAUUGUCCUAGGCAGCGUGCGUUGCUGAAUUUUGAAUUUGUGUGACAACUGACGAGCACAUACGUGAUACAUGUACGGGAUUAGCUGCGUUCAACCGUUCCUGUCCUUUUUGUGAGGUCUCCGGCCAUCCAUGCAUGGUCGAUCUAUCUGACAGUGUAUUUAAAUUGAUGAGAUGAUAGUACUUUUGAA